Molecule: messenger RNA, 1710 nt
Organism: Nematolebias whitei (Rio pearlfish)
Lineage: Eukaryota; Metazoa; Chordata; Actinopteri; Cyprinodontiformes; Rivulidae
Gene: selenoj
Product: selenoprotein J
Exons: 10
Source: RefSeq, a predicted model, not a curated record
CGAUGGGCGGGGCUAAUAGGCUAACUGUCAUAACAAGAGUACGACAGAGUGAGUUGUUUGCGUAAGUAUACAUUAUUCACCCUGAAGAGGUGAUACAAACUGCAGUAAUACUGCACCAAGUUAAACGAAGGCAAAGCAGAUGGCUUCAUCUGUGGCCAACAGAGCCUUAGGAGCCAUUGUAGGCUCAGCUGUUGCAGAUGCUGCAGCACAACCUCUUCACUGGAUAUACGAUCUUCAGAAGCUGAAGGGGAUUUUGGCUCAGGAUCCUAACUCUGAAUUUUGCGCUGAAUCUGCCAACCCGUUCUACAAGAGGCAGACGGGCCAGCAGAGCUGCUACGGAGACCAGGCUUAUGUCCUGCUGGAGUCCCUGUCACAAUGUGGAGGUCUAAAUGUUGACGAUCUGAAGCAGCGUACACUGAAGUACUUUGGACCAGGAUCAGAAUACGACACACCCGUCAAUGAUCCUUACAGAGACAGAGGAGGGCCAAGACCUCAGCUCCCUAUUGACGGACCAUGGAGACAAGCAAGUUUGAAAAGUUUCCUAAAGAAUGUUGAUGCUGGAAAGGAGGAGACCGGCUGCAAGACCGACUGUCAGAUUGAUGGGAUCACCAAACUAGCUCCUAUAGUGGCUUUUUACGCAGGACAGCCCGACAUGCUGGAAAAGGUUGAACAGGCUGUUCGAGUCACCCAAAACAACGACGAAUGUGUGGCAGAAACUCUGGCUGCAGCACGGUUUCUGGAACAUUUCAUUCUGAACGGACCAGACCCAAAGGUUUUGGAGGUGGUUCUGACUCAGCUCAGUGACUGCAACAGGAAGCAGCCUCAGGAUCUGGACAGAGCAGUCAUCGGGCACAUUCAUCAGGUGAAGGAGAAUUUAUCCAAGACUCCUCAGGAAAUAAUCCCCACUGUGUUUCCAAACACAUGAGGUUUACCAGGUGCGUUCCAGGCAGCGCUGCAUGGAGUCCUGACAGCCAAGCAUUUUGAGACGGCCAUCAGAGACACCAUGAGCUGUGGGGGGUGCACCUGCAGCAGGGCGUCCUUCAUCGGAGCGUGCCUUGGAGCGCAGAUUGGGCUGGAGGGAAUCCCAGCAUCGUGGACCAGCAGAACCCUGAGACACAGCUCGGUGCUGGAACACGCCAAGAGGAUUACCAAACAGCACCAGUGAUGUGUGCAGACAGGACCAUCCUGAAGAGCUGCAGAGCUGUGGAUGAAGGCUUUUGUCUAAACAUGUGGGAGGCAGAAGCCAGAUGUUUUUGACUCUGUUAAUGUUAAACAAGUUGCUUCAGAUGUUCUGGAUAGAAACACACAUCAUCUUUAAAGGGUUGGAAAUGAUUGAGAACAUUGACUUUUUUUGUCGAAUCUGCAUUUUUUUUUUAAUCAAAUGGAGACAAACUCAUAAUGAAGAUAAAACUAUAAUCUGGAAACUGAUUCAUGCUCGAUAAUCCAGGUAAAAAAUCCAACAAAGUUAAGUUUUUACCACAUCAGGAAUCAUUAACACAGUUAAUUCAAGCACAGAGAUUUUAUAGAUCAAAAAUGUUCACGUUAUAAAAUACGUUUUUACAAAAAAAAAUGUACAAACCAAACAUUUUGUGUCAAAUUGAUUACUGGGUAGAAAAUGUCUGUUUUUUCAACCUGUCUCCUGAUGGCAGCACCAGUUUGGUCAGAUUUAUACAGAUUCAGGACAACAAUAUUAAAAAUCACUCGUCCCAA